Vigna angularis (adzuki bean) is the source of this 585-nucleotide messenger RNA. RefSeq lists its product as uncharacterized. Bases 1 to 585 code for a protein of 194 amino acids. NCBI's taxonomy places the organism in Eukaryota, Viridiplantae, Streptophyta, Magnoliopsida, Fabales, Fabaceae. The transcript is spliced from 2 exons. The record is from RefSeq and is a predicted model, not a curated record.
AUGAAGACUCUAUUGAAUGCAAAGUUCAAGAUUAAAGACCUAGGCCAACUCAAGUAUUUUCUGGGCUUAGAAAUUGCAAGAUCUCAACAGGGCAUUAAUUUGUCACAAAGGAAGUAUGCUCUAGAGUUACUAAAAGAUGCAGGAUUGUUGGGAUGUCAACCUAUUUCUACUCCCAUACAACCAGGCACAAAAUUUUCCAAGACAGAAGGGAAACUCUAUUCAGAUGUGCAUGCCUAUAGAAGACUUCUUGGCAGGUUACUAUAUCUAACCAAUACGAGACCAGAUUUAUGUUUUGCUGUUAGUACUCUCAGUCAAUUUCUUUCCAAUCCUUUGGAAGAACACUAUGUAGUAGCAAUAAGGAUCUUGAGAUAUAUCAAGAACAAUUCAGGACAAGGAUUAUUCUUUCCCUACAACACAGAACAUGCUCUCAUGGCUUUUAGUGAUUCUGAUUGGGCUGCUUGCCCUGACACUAGAAGGUAUGUGACUAGUUUUAAUGUGUUCUAUGGUGCAUCCUUAAUCAGUUGGAAAUCCAAGAAGCAAGGGGAGGCUAUAGGUGGGCCAAUAGGGGAGGCUACAAGUGAGUGA